AUGAACUACCUCAAAUCCAUCACCUCGUCGGUGCUGUCCGGCACCGGCGUCUCCUUCCCCUUCACCAUCGGCGAACGUAUCCCGGGCACGGAAGCCGGCGCGUCCGUGUGGGAGAUCCGCGAGGGGAUUAAGAAGGACGAUGGCUCGCCCUUGACACUCUUUAUCUUUGACGCGACGUUGCCGCCCCUCCAGCCUGGAAACAAGGACCGACGGACACUGUUCCAGCUCGCCAAGAAUGCGCUCAAGAAACUGCGCACAAUCCGGCAUCCCGACGUGAUCAAGUACAUCGAUUCGGUGGAGACCGAGACACACAUCUACGUCGCGACCGAGCCUGUGCGACCACUGCAAGCCGUCUUGCGGGACUGGGGUACAGGCGGUGCCCUCACGGGCUCUGCCGCAUCCAAGGGAAAGGAGGGCAAGGAGGCAUGGCUGGGCUGGGGCGUGAAGAGUAUCUCUACCGCGCUCGCCUUCCUGAACGCCCCGCCAUUGUCUCAACAUCACGCUUAUCUCAUUCCGUCCACGGUGUUUAUUACACCAGCCAUGGAGUGGAGGUUAGGGGGGUUCGAGCUGUUGACUGGACGAGACGAUGGCGCCGGCGUGUUGUGGGGUUUAGGAGGUGUCGCGCCUGGGAACGCUGGUGACUUUUCCAGCCCCGAGGUGAAGAAGGGCGGCUGGGGUGUGCUCCGAGACACUGACCCCGCAUACGAGGACACGUACUUGCUUGCGAUGUGGAUGUUCUGGCUGUUCAACCCCGAGAAGCCACCACCCAAGUUGUCAGCUGCUCCGACGCCCUCAAUGGCCGGUGCUAUCCCAAAACGCCUCUUCCCGCUCUGGAAGCGCAUGGUGAACCCAAACGCGCGGACACGUCUGUCGACGAUCAACUUUGUCUCUGAGGCCCAGUCGAGCGGCAUCUGGGCGGAUAACCCGCUCAUAUCGCUUGUUGAGGGACUGGACGGUUUCGAGCUGCGCUCUGAUGGAGAGAAGGCCAAGCUCCUCCGCACGAUCAAGGAUGCGGCUGAGGGCGGCUCUCUUCCCGAACCGUUCCUCGUACACCGUGUCCUCCCAUCCCUGUUGCACUCGCUGUCACUGCCGAACGCGCCAAGCGCGCAGAUGCUCCCACUCGUCCUCGCUCUAGGGAAGCAGGUCCCGCUAUCGACGUACGCCAAGGUUGUCCUAGACCCCGUGAUUAAGCUGUAUGCGAGUCCGGAUCGUGGGACGCGUAUGGCCCUCCUCGACGGAUUGGACGAGUACGCCGACCGCCUGGACAAGCACAUGGUGACUGAGCGCAUCUGGCCGCACCUGACAACUGGCUUCGCCGACACGGUGCCAGUGAUCCGCGAGGCGACGAUCAAGGCCGUCUACCCUCUCGCCGGCAAGCUGUCAGACCGUAUCCUGAACAACGACCUUCUGCGUCUCCUGGCCAAGAUGCAGCAGGACCAAGAGGCGUCGAUCCGCACCAACACGUGUAUCCUCCUCGGCCGCCUAGCUCCGAUGCUCGGGCCCAACACGAAGCGGAAAGUGCUGGUCCCAGCCUUCGCGCGCAGCCUGAAGGACUCGUUCGUUCACGCCCGCGUAGCAGCACUUAUGGCGCUCAUGGCAACGGUCGAGUGUUAUGACCGUGACGACCUCGCCGGCCGCGUGAUCCCGAACAUGGCGCACGCCCUGGUUGACAAGGAGAAGAUUGUGCGCGACCAGGCGUUCAAGGCUAUGGCCAUGUUUGUCAAGCGCGUUGAGGAGAUGGUGGCGAGCAUGCCGGCAACAGUGCUUUCCGAUACGGAGCGGCCAGUCUCGCCACCCCAAGCGGCGGGGAUGGUCACGAGCGCAACGGGAGCGGCGGGCUCGUUGGCCGGCUGGGCCUUCUCCUCCCUCGGAAAGCAUCUGCAGACAGGCGAGGCCAACUCGGCCAUGACGGUUGCGCCAGCGCCAGCGCCAGAGGUCUCGCCUGCCUUCACGCCGUCGUUUGGUUCGCCAGCCGCGUCGCGGCGCGAGAGCGCUGAGACACCGCGUCCCUCUGCAUCACGAUUGAACUCAGCCCGCAGACCACACGGACAGGGGAUGAAGCUGGCCGCCAAGCCGAAGAAUAAUCUGAUGGACGAGCUGGCGAACGAGCUGGACGACGACGUCGCAAACGCGUGGGGCGACGACCUGAUGGAUGUGAAUGCGGACACGGACGACUGGACGGCGUUCGAGAGCGCCGCGCCGGUCGCCGAGGCGCCCCCACCCCAGAGCUACUACGUCUCGCCUCCUAAGCCCAAGGCUAAACCCCUCCCCGCACCAAAGCCAGUCAAGGCCAAACCUGAACCUCUCACGGCUGCGGCUAGAGUUCCGCAGCCACCCUCGCCCGUGUCGGAGGGAAGCAAGCCGUCUACGCCGCAGCCCACCCUCGCGAGCAUGAGCAAGGAAGAGAAGGAGAAGGAGAUGGCGCGGCGGCGCGAAGAGCGCAAGGCACGUAUUGCGGCCAUGAAGGAGCAGAAGAAGAAAUAA
This is a messenger RNA of Cutaneotrichosporon cavernicola, 2484 nucleotides long. RefSeq lists its product as uncharacterized. Gene Ontology annotation, biological process: tRNA export from nucleus. Bases 1 to 2484 code for a protein of 827 amino acids. The transcript has 5 exons. NCBI's taxonomy places the organism in Eukaryota, Fungi, Basidiomycota, Tremellomycetes, Trichosporonales, Trichosporonaceae. Gene Ontology annotation, cellular component: cytoplasm. The record is from RefSeq and is a predicted model, not a curated record.